Protopolystoma xenopodis is the source of this 849-nucleotide messenger RNA. The record is from the annotation of a GenBank genome assembly. NCBI's taxonomy places the organism in Eukaryota, Metazoa, Platyhelminthes, Monogenea, Polystomatidea, Polystomatidae.
AUGACUCCUAGGGAGCUCUCGGAUGUGGACUGCGACGGCCAGCUGACAUUGAGUGAAUUUAACGUAGCUAUGCACCUCGUCGUGCUUCGCCGUGUCAAUUUACCGAUCCCUGAUCGCCUGCCUGGCUCACUCGCCAGACUGGCUACCUCCACUUGCCAUCUAUCAAGUACGGGACCUCUUCCAAGACCUCCAAUGUGUAGCCAAAGUGUUGAUACAAUUGGAGCCAAUAGCAGCAGUGCAACUGAACCUCAAAGGUCAGAAGAGGAGAUGCUAACUAAUCCGUUGUCUCCUGCCCUUUCGGUCGGACAGACAGCUACAGGGCCUCUCUUCCCGCCUUCGUCCCUACUGCCUCCACCGCUGCCUCCAGCGCCACCUUCGCUAGCACAGUCAGAGGUAUCUGCAUUUUCAACUCCAGUGUCUGACUUCUUAGUUGUUGGGUCAGUCGGUACCGACCCCAUCAGAUCAUCAUUCUUGCCCUCUUGGAACCCCAAAGUUGGCUGUCUGGAAGCUACAGUACCCACCGCUUUCAGUCGCAUUGCUAACGAUACAGUCGUCAGCUUGAGUGAAGACCGCGUUUCGCUAGGCCCUGGUGUUGUUGAUGAUAGGCCCUGGUCUGUAUCUUCGAGCCUGCAGAGUGACGUUGUCUCUCUCGCUGAGGGUAUGCCUCGAUUCGAUUCUCGGCUUGCUCAUGACGAUUUUGUGAGUUUCUUUUAUGGAUAUGCGCUAGUUAACUGGCUGGUUGACAUUCCUCCAAUAAAGCUAUCAGCGGUUAGGUUUCAAAUCAAUAAUGUUAGAUUUUGCACUCGUUCUUUAUUUUUAUACUCCUUAACUUGUCUCAGAAUAUUAUAA